Molecule: messenger RNA, 1551 nt
Organism: Didymodactylos carnosus
Lineage: Eukaryota; Metazoa; Rotifera; Eurotatoria; Philodinida; Philodinidae
Source: the annotation of a GenBank genome assembly
AUGUCCACGAUGUAUCCGCCAGUUGUCUCUCCUUUAAAUAAUCAGAAAAAUGCUCGAACGAAUCUAAAUCCAGAAGCAAUUCAAAAAUUGUUGGAAGAAAAUUCGCAAUUGAUAGCAGUGAUUACGGACUAUCAAAGUAAAGGUCGAACCAUGGAAUGUAUCGAUCAUCAACGAAUAUUGCAUCGAAAUUUAACUUAUUUAACACAAUUUGCUCCCGCGAAUGAACAAAUUCACCCAUCCUCGUUGCCGCCACCAGAAACGUUUAUGGCUACACCGUCGACGAAUGGGCCGAUGUCAAUGCAGGGUGCUCCUAGUGUCAUGAUGCAUCCAAAUCAGCAGCAACCAUCUCAAACGGCUAUUCCAGUAUCGACAAAUUCUGACCAAAUGUAUCGAACAGCUACAAACAGUCCCGGUUCCAAUAACCUUAUCACGAAUAGCAAAAGUCCACUUCCAUUACCUCCUAAUCUCUCUCAGUCUCAAAACUCAUCUCCUUCACAACAGCAACAACCGACACCAUAUCCUCAGUCAAUUAAUACUGUUCAACAAUCUCCUGCUCAAAACGGUCCAUCAUCGUCACCCAUAGCACCAAAUCAGCCACCAAUACCAGCUUCUCAUCAUCUAUCGGCAAUGCCUCAACAACAACAACAACAACAACAGCAGCAAGCAAAUGUAGCUUAUCCAAUGCGUCAACAAUAUCCUACACCCCAGCAACCAACGGUCAACACAACACCUCCGACAUCUCAGCAGCAAAUACAGCCUCCACGGCAGAAUUCGAUGAUAAAUGGGAACGAUCAUCAUAAUCUAAUUCAACAUCAGUCAAUGAGUCCAGCAGUACAACAAUUUAUUCCACCAAACUCGCCGUACGUUGCACAACAAACGCCGCAACAACAUUACGCGGGUGGAAAUCAACAAACAAAUAUGAUGAAUGGAAUGAAUUAUGGUCUUCCUCAAAAUGGAAUUCAAAUGCCUCAACAGCAGAAUUAUCCAAAUCAAGGAUUAUAUCAAAAUUCAUCAAUAAAUAACCUUACGAAACCAAAUUCUCCUUUGAAUACACAAAAUCAAAUGUUACAACAACAACCACAGCAAGUAUCUGGUUCACAACCUGCGUCACAAAGCCCAAGUCCAAAAAUUAAUAAUCAAAUGACAAAUUCUUCAUCAUUAAAUCAGAAUCAGCCUCUUUCAAAUACAACGACUCAGAAUAUUGUCGGCAAUCCAAUACCACCUGCUAGUCAUCAAAUGCAACAACAACAACAACAACAACAGCAGCAACAUUUAUCUCAAAUGGCUCAAAUGAAUUCAAUGUAUGGUGCCGUAGGACAUAAUCCUUACUCUCAACAACAUCCACAAAUGCAAGGUAGUGGACAAUAUAUGAAUCCAUCUUAUCAUCCAUAUGCUCAAGCGCAAAUGAAUCAGAUGAGUGGGGGAAAUCGAAUGAUGAUGCAUGCUCCAACUGGUUAUGGAUAUUCCAUGGCUCAACAAUCACAGCAACCACCCCCACAAGGCAUGAUGGGUGGUCACGGAAUGAAUCAUUAUGGAUCUUAUGGACAAUAA